Molecule: messenger RNA, 2715 nt
Organism: Eriocheir sinensis (Chinese mitten crab)
Lineage: Eukaryota; Metazoa; Arthropoda; Malacostraca; Decapoda; Varunidae
Gene: phr6-4
Product: cryptochrome-2-like
Exons: 12
Coding region: 157-1674 (505 amino acids)
Biological process (GO): circadian regulation of gene expression; entrainment of circadian clock by photoperiod
Cellular component (GO): cytoplasm; nucleus
Molecular function (GO): FAD binding; DNA binding
Source: RefSeq, a predicted model, not a curated record
UGUAUGUGGACUUACGAAACGCACGUGGCCCUCUUGCGUAAGGUAAACAAACACAGCUGAGAGGAGGUCGAGAGGGGCCGCGCAGCCUUUUACGAGUUCCUGGACGCUGAUUAGCUACGUGAGGACAGGCCGGCCCGUGAGGUGAGAGUGCCCACCAUGACCACUAUCCACUGGUUCAGGAAGGGGCUGAGGCUGCACGACAACCCCGCCCUCCUCGCAGCCGUCAGGGAGGGCACAGAGCUGCGGCCGGUGUUUGUGUUGGACCCGUGGUUUGUGAAGAAUGCAAAGGUUGGCCCCAACAGGUGGAGGUUUCUGGCCCAGACCUUGGCAGAUCUGGAUGCUGGGCUCCGGAAACUGAAGUCCAGGCUGUUUGUGGUUCGAGGAUCCCCAGAGGAGGUGUUCCCAAAGCUGUUCAAGACGUGGGACGUCAAGAGGAUAACUUGGGAGCUGGACACAGAGCCGUAUGCACGCACUCGCGAUGAGAGGGUGGAGAAGCUGGCCAAGGAGUGUGGGGUGGAGGUGGCAUGUCGCGUGGGCCACACACUUUACAGAGUGGAGAAAAUCAUUGAUGCCAACUUAGGCAAGACUCCAUUGACCUACCAGUCCCUGCAGAAGCUGGCCAACAAGCUGGGUCACCCUCCAAAGCCUAUCGGCACCCUCACAGAACUGCCAGAGUCCUGUCACCUGCAGGAAGAGGCUGCAAGCAAUGCCUCCUAUGACCCCCCCUCCCUCAAAGAGUUGGGUGUGAAGGAGGAGAAGCUGGAGCCAUGUUUCUACCCUGGUGGGGAGACGGAGGCGCUGGCUCGCCUCGAGAAAUACAUGGAACGGAAGAGCUGGGUGUGCAAGUUUGAGAAGCCCAAGACCUCACCCAAUUCCCUGCAGCCCAGCACCACCGUCCUCAGCCCCUACCUCAAGUUUGGCUGCCUCUCCCCCCGCACCAUGUACCACCAACUCCUCCAGGUGUACAAGGGCUCCUCGCACACCCAGCCGCCCGUGUCACUCUUGGGGCAGCUUUUGUGGCGGGAGUUUUUCUACACCGUGGGAGCGACGACCCCAAACUUUGACCGGAUGGAAGGAAACCCAGUGUGUCGGCAGAUCCCGUGGGUGAGGGACGAGAAGCUGAUGGACGCCUGGACGCAUGCUCGGACAGGGUACCCGUUCAUUGACGCCAUCAUGACCCAGCUGAGGAAGGAGGGCUGGGUCCACCACCUGGCACGGCACGCGGUGGCCUGCUUCCUGACACGGGGUGACCUCUGGCAGCCCUGGGAGGAUGGCAUGAAGGUAUUUGAGGAGCUGCUCUUGGAUGCUGACUGGUCCCUCAACGCUGGUAACUGGAUGUGGCUCUCAGCGUCGGCCUUCUUCAACUCUUACUUCCGCGUGUACAGCCCCAUCGCCUUCGGGAAGAAUACGGACAAGCACGGGGACUACAUCAGGAAGUACCUCCCACAACUGGCCAAGUACCCCGAGAGCUUCAUCUACGAGCCCUGGAAGGCGCCGCUGGGUGUGCAGAGGGCGGCCGGGUGCAUCAUUGGCCAGGACUACCCGAGGCCCAUCGUGGACCACAGCGUUGUCAUGAAGCGUAACCUGGAGCGCAUGGGACAGGCAUACAGGGCAGGUAAGGAGAAGAAGGCAUCAGAAGCCAAGCCACCACCCAAGAAGAAGAUGAAGAAAUAGUUUGCCCAACAGAUACGAUGUAAGGUUUUACGUAAAGCAAUCACAGUGACCUCAUUAAGACAAGCAUUCCGUCCACUGCCUCAUGAGUGUAUUGUGUCAAAUUCUGAAUCUCAGGGUCAUAUUCUCGGAUGUUUUUUGGCUCUCACAACAUACAUUCUUAACCCGGUAGCAGCGACGGGCCAAAUUUGUGGCUUACCGUGUAGCAGCGAGGGACCAUUAAGAAACAUGAUCCCCGCUGCUAUCGGGUUAAAGUCCACAAGUUGUUCUCAGGAUUUUUUUUUUUUCACAUUCAUGGUACAGAAGCCUAGUAAAAGCAUCACUUGGCUUAUACAACUACCUAUGGAAACAUUCACAACUUCUAUAAAAGCCUUAUCAAAUGUGGGUGUGUCAGCCCCGAACUAUUUGAGCACAUGGGCUUCACUCAGGAGCUAUCUCUCCAUCACUCUCGGUAGCAGCUAAAUAGGGCCAGAGGCUUUAGGGCUGGGGUAUUCUAAUAGGUUAUUAUGUAAGUUUAAUGGUGUUAGUUAAACGUUUUUUUUUAUUGAUGUUCCUGUAAUGUGUGUGUGUUUAAAAGUGUAUUGUAUAACACAUUUCUUACAUGUUUAUAUCUGUAGUGUGCUGGAGUGUGUACUGAGCAGCUCCAUAGACCAACACUCAUCUCAUACAUAAAAGAUUUAAGUCAGCAAAGCCCUUGAUGGUGAGAGAACCAGAGACUUAAGACUCAGGCAACCUAACCUUGUAAUUAUUUCCUCCUAUCAUUAUUGUUAAGCAGCCCAUGACACCAGACCCACCUCUGUGUACCGCUGGGGCUGAGGCUCCUCAUGCCCUUUCCUUCACUGCCUGGCUCGUCAAACGCUGAUUCACCUGCCUCGUUACCUGUGAAGGAGAGACAAGAAAUCAGUGUCAGCUUUAAGAAUCUUGUAUGAACAAGUAUGUUUUCUUAUCUUAUGAAGAUAUGAAGUAAAAUGAAAACCAAACAUAAGGUAUAAAAAUUAUGUGAAAGUGUUUUACAAAUUCUAAUAAAAUGCUGAAAAACGAUCA